This is a messenger RNA of Cydia amplana, 1338 nucleotides long. RefSeq lists its product as uncharacterized. NCBI's taxonomy places the organism in Eukaryota, Metazoa, Arthropoda, Insecta, Lepidoptera, Tortricidae. The annotation marks the transcript as partial. The transcript is spliced from 9 exons. The record is from RefSeq and is a predicted model, not a curated record. Gene Ontology annotation, molecular function: protein binding.
ACUAAAUCAUAUUUUACUAAUAAAUCUAUAGCGCAAACAAUGGCAGACAUCUCAAGCGGAAGCGGAAGUGAAGAUUGCGAAGGUGUCAGACUAGUUGUCCUUAAUUUACCAGAAGAUGAGGGCGAGGGUCUAGGCUUCCGUUUAACAAGAACUCUAUGGGACCCUUAUCCUUGGGUUCGUGAAGUAACUCCAGGAGCAAGGGCUGACUUGGCGGGAUUGAAAACAGGGGAUUGUUUGCUUCAGGCUGACGGAAAAGAUUUACUUGGGUUACCGGUUGGACAAGUGGCUGGGUUGAUCAGGGGAGAUGGAGCGGGCCACGGCAUUUCACUUCUUGUAUGGAACUGUGGAGUGGAUCCAAAAGAUGAUCCAGAGCUACUCUGGAGUUGCGGUGGAGGUUCACGUGGUGAGAAGUCAAGGAGAGCGCUGGCGGGAGUCGUAAAAGCAUUAUCCUGCUGUGUCUGCGCCGCUACAGCCACAAAAGCACUGAACUGCGCACGGUCACAUUUGUACUGUGAAGCAUGCUGGAAGAGGCUAGAACGCUGUGCUUUAUGUAGAGAAGCACUACCGCAGAAGGAUUCUCCGUAUGCUAGGAAUUUGGUCGCUGAACAGGUUUUCGAAGCAAUAGCAACAGAAUAUGAAAUCAAAGACGCAAUGAAAAAGCCAAGUGAAUCUGCAUCAGCCUACGCAUCACCCAACAGGUCCCCAAACAUGUCAUCUGCGGCCUUCCGGAGAGGCCAAUACCAUCUAUCAGCAAUGAGGAAUCGCAAAACUGUACAGUUUAUCGAUAAAUACAAACAAAACUACGCAUCUGAUCCCAACAUUCAUAGAUCUCUUAAUCAAGAUUCGAAGCCAACAGUCGAAAGUUCAACUACUGAAAACGGAAGAAAAACUUGUGAUUGUCAACAAAGUGGGAAAUCAGCUAAAAUACCGGUUAUACGAAUAAACGAUGAACAAAAAUGUUGCCAGAGCAUGUUACAGCAUAGUUUGAUUGCUCGUGCAAGACAAGCCUGCUCACUGGUUGAUUUGCAAGCUGCGAUGCAGUCUUGUGCGCUGUCGAAGUCAUUAAAUAAUAUCAACACUGAAAACUGUAACGAAUCAGGGCACCACAGUGGCUCUCUUGACAACUUGAAGAUAAAUUGUAAAACUACCUCAGAUACGCCACUUUAUGUGCUUUCUGCUCCACCGAUUUAUGUAUUAACGUGUGAUCAUAAUAAAAACGAAUAAUGUAAUGUUAUGUAGGUAUAUAAAUAAUGUUGCAAAUCUUAUAAUUUGUAAGGAACUGUAAGUGCCAUUUAUUCUGCAACGAUAUCAUGUUAUAAUUAAAAAGUUUAAUAAAUA